AUGUACGCCACAUACAGCAUAACGUCGCUGCUGUUCGUCGUCGGGGCAUAUAUGCUCUUCACCGGCAGCGGCGAGUCCUUCAACGUCGGCGCCUUUUUAGAAGCCAUUUCCCCAUCCGCAUGGGCUAAUCUCGGCAUCGCGCUGUGCAUGGGCCUGUCUGUCGUUGGUGCAGCAUGGGGCAUCGCCAUCACUGGCUCUUCUAUCCUCGGUGCAGCGGUUAGAGCACCGCGAAUCCGCACCAAGAAUCUCAUCUCCAUCAUCUUUUGUGAAGUCGUCGCCAUUUACGGCAUCAUCAUGUCCAUUGUCUUUUCGUCAAAAGUUGGCUAUGCUACCGGUGCGGCGGCUUUCUCUGCCGAUGCGUAUUACACGGGCUACUCGUUGUUCUGGUCGGGCCUCACGGUCGGCAUGUGCAAUUUGAUUUGUGGCGUGGCUGUGGGCAUCAACGGCAGUGGUGCUGCGCUUGCUGAUGCUGCUGAUCCGUCAUUAUUCGUCAAGAUUUUGGUCAUUGAGAUUUUCAGCUCUGUCCUGGGCUUGUUUGGCCUUAUUAUUGGCUUGCUCGUUUCGAGCAAGGCUAACGCGAUGGACAACAAUGCAUAA
Pochonia chlamydosporia 170 is the source of this 597-nucleotide messenger RNA. RefSeq names its product v-ATPase proteolipid subunit. Gene Ontology annotation, molecular function: proton-transporting ATPase activity, rotational mechanism. The coding region runs from base 1 to 597 and encodes 198 amino acids. Gene Ontology annotation, biological process: proton transmembrane transport. The transcript is spliced from 4 exons. The record is from RefSeq and is a predicted model, not a curated record. Gene Ontology annotation, cellular component: proton-transporting V-type ATPase, V0 domain. Lineage: Eukaryota; Fungi; Ascomycota; Sordariomycetes; Hypocreales; Clavicipitaceae.